Theobroma umbraticum is the source of this 1782-nucleotide messenger RNA. RefSeq names its product S-adenosyl-L-methionine-dependent methyltransferases superfamily protein. Gene Ontology annotation, biological process: mitochondrial respiratory chain complex I assembly. The record is from RefSeq and is a predicted model, not a curated record. Gene Ontology annotation, molecular function: S-adenosylmethionine-dependent methyltransferase activity. Gene Ontology annotation, cellular component: mitochondrion. Lineage: Eukaryota; Viridiplantae; Streptophyta; Magnoliopsida; Malvales; Malvaceae.
CACUAACAGCUUUGGACUUACAGUUGCCCAAGUAGGUUCCCAUAGUGAUCCGUUGGUUCGACGACUCGGAGCUGCCCAGCGAUCCAUUGUUCAAGGCUUUGGUAGCUCCAAGCAUUUGCUUCUCGUCAAUUCUAGAAGAAGAAUGAGGAGCUCCCUUUUCUAUCAUACAACUUGUUCCCUGUGGAGAAGAAGAGGACCAACAGCCAAACCCUACUAUUGUUUCCUAUCCUCCGCUUCCUUCUCCACUGCGGACUAUGACAAUGGCGACGCCUUUCAAAGCAAUCCUUCUAAAGUCAAGAUCUUCGACCGCCACCUCAAACGCAAACAUCGUGAUCGAGCUGCGUGGUUGCUGCGUCCCAAUGAUUCCUUUGUAGAUGCCGUAGCUGAGAAUCUGUUAGAUCGCUUGGAGGACUGUAAGAAAACAUUUGCUACAGCAUUGUGUCUGGGAGGCUCUUUGCAGGCUGUGAGGCAAUUGCUCCGGGGUCGUGGUGAAAUUGAUAAGUUAAUCAUGAUGGAUACUUCAUAUGAUAUGGUAAAGAGGUGCAAAAGUUCUCUACCAGAUUCCUGUAAUGAAAAUAUUGAAACAUCAUAUGUGGUUGGCGAUGAGGAGUUUCUGCCCAUUAAAGAAAGUUCAGUAGAUCUGGUAAUCAGUUGCCUAGGCCUCCAUUGGACAAAUGAUCUUCCAGGUGCCAUGAUACAGUGUAAGCUGGCAUUGAAGCCGGAUGGCCUAUUCUUAGCAGCUAUUCUUGGAGGCGAAACUUUAAAGGAGCUUCGCAUAGCAUGCACCGUGGCUCAAAUGGAGCGUGAAGGAGGCAUUAGUCCUCGGUUAUCACCUUUGGCACAGGUCAGGGAUGCAGGCAACCUUUUGACCAGGGCAGGGUUUGCACUUCCUGGUGUUGAUGUUGAUGAAUAUGUGGUUAGGUAUAAGAGCGCCUUGGACCUAAUAGAACAUCUGCGAGAAAUGGGUGAAACUAAUGCUCUGCUGCAAAGGAGCAAUAUCCUGAAGAGGGAAACAGCUCUAGCAACUGCAGCUAUCUAUGAUGCGUUGUUUGCAGCUGAAGAUGGCACCAUCCCUGCAACUUUCCAGGUGAUCUACAUGACAGGGUGGACAGAACAUCCUUCUCAACAGAAGGCCAAAAGGAGGGGUUCCGCCACUGUAUCCUUCAAAGACAUCCAGAAACAAUUUGGAAGUGGGGGUUGAUCUCUCUCUGUGCAGUGUUGUACAUUCAUUUAUGUGAAGAAUAAGUGAACCCCAGAGCUGAGCAGUAUAAUCAAGCAAACACAAGGAGGGGCUAGGUAAAGAAAGAAAAAGAAAAAGAAAAAGAUUAAAGAUGAUGUGAAUAAAUUCUUUACCUUGUAAAGUUCAGAUGUUUCGGAAAUGUGGGUGAUGCCGAGGGAUGCAUAUAAUCUAACUCGAUUAAGUAAGAUUAAGGUAUCUUACAAACACUACUAGUAGUUAGCAAUAAUUGUUUUGAGUUGUUCAAUCAUUAGGUUAUUAUGAGUUUUGAGUCAUUUUGGUUAAGAUCAAGUUGGCUGCUUGAGUUGAUUUAAGGUCAAGUCAUUUCAUGUCAAUUCAAGUCACAAAUUAGAUUGUCUUGGAUUGAAUUAUUUCGAGGUUGAGUUGUUUAAUUACUGAAUUAUUACAAGUUUUGGAUUUUUAUUAAUCAGAUUGUUUCGACCGACCGAAUUGAUUACAAGUUGAGCAUUCGAAUUCGCGUUAAUUUGACUCACAAUUUUGUCGAAUUAUAUUAUUUCGGAUUGAAUCACUUGAAGUUUGGGUUG